Messenger RNA from Adineta ricciae, 528 nucleotides. Lineage: Eukaryota; Metazoa; Rotifera; Eurotatoria; Adinetida; Adinetidae. The record is from the annotation of a GenBank genome assembly.
AUGUGGUCACCGAGUGGAAAAUGGAUCGCAUUUUUCAUCAAUAAUCAUUUGAUAGCGAAUACUUCGCGGUGUUCAUUAGAAAAAUCAGAAGCAGCCGAAAAGUACAUGUAUUUUUAUUCAGUCAGUACAAGCAAAAUUAUUCCCGUUCAAAUCCAGAAUAUUCAACCAUCAUUUGCGGCAUGGUCGAAUAGUGACGAAGUUCUCCACAUUGUAAUACAGGGAUUAUCAUCCAAAGAAGAAGAUGAUGAUGCAUAUCGAAAAGAAUGGAAAGAUGUAAUUAAUUAUCGGCAGGUCAAACCGAGUGAAAGAAAUGCUAUCUAUCGAAUGGAAAUCGAUACAACUGAAUCAAUUCUAUCUGCGAAGUUGAACAUUGUUUAUAACGCAUCGUUGCUUAUCAAUGAGCUCGUGUACGUUCCGUAUGAAGAGCAACUUGUUUUCACCUCCAAAAGCAAAGUCUUCGAAGAUUUGAAUAACUUUGAAAUUUAUUCUAUUCAUUUGAAUCAACCAUCGUCGUCAUUAUUAACAUAA